AGGCAGCAGCUUUCGUCCGCCUCCCGAGUCCGCCAUCGCUCGCAAGCUGAAACUCGUCGAAACAAGACGGACCCGAUAAUACCGGACGUUUUGGGGCUCGUUUCUGGAUAUGUCUGUUCAUGAUGCCAGCAACCAGCAGCUGUACCACUUUGCAGAGGAGCAGGCCACUCCAGACCCAUACUUGACUCCGGAAUACACUGCCACGCACAGGGGAAAGGGGACAUCCAUUAUCAUUGACAAUGGUUCGUCCUACUGUCGGAUGGGCUGGGCCGGAGACGAGAAGCCUGCCAUUGUGUUUCGCAACGCAGUAGCUCGCAGUAGAGGCAAGAGGGGUGAGUCGGACCAGGUUUGUGUUGGUAACGACAUUUCCAGCGUGGAGGCCGUCCGAUCCUCUCUGAGGACUCAGUUUGACAGAUGUCUGGUCUCCAACUACUCCGUCCAGGAGCAGCUGCUCGACUAUGGCUUCGCUCACCUCGGUCUCCACCGACAGUCCGCCAUCAGACACCCCGUCGUCAUCACCGAACCCGUCUGUAACCCCGGAUACUGCAGGGGACAAAUGUCUGAGCUGCUCUUUGAAGCCUACGACGUACCGGCAGUGGCGUACGGUGUUGAUGCUCUAUUUGGAGCCCACCGUGGGAGUGUGGAGCAGUUGGGUCGACCUCUGGAGGAGGGGCUUGUGGUGUCGUGUGGCCACUGCACCUGCCGCAUCCUCCCCGUCCUCCAGGGGAGACUAGACGCCACUCACUGCAAGCGAAUCAACCUGGGUGGAGUCAACGUGGUGGCAUACCUCAAUCGUCUGUUGCAGCUGUCCCGCCCUCCCCUCCUCCCCCACCUCACCCUCACACGGGCACAGGAGAUGGUCCACGCCCACUGCUACCUGGCAACCGACUACUCUGCCGAGCUCCAGGAGUGGGGAUCUGGUAGCAGGGCAGGAGAUGUUCGUCUGGCCCAGCUGCCCUACUCCCCCUCACUGGCCACUCCUCUCCUGGUGGACGCUGCGGGGAGAGAAGCGAAGGACCGGCAGCGCAGGGAGAGGGCCAGAGAACAGCUGCUCAAAGUCAACCAGAGGAAGAGAGAGGAGAAGGCAAGAGGGCUCAUACAGUGGAACCCCUCCCUAAGGACACCCUUGAAACGAAGACACCUCUCUAAUAAGGACACCUUUUCAUUCCCUAAGAACAGUUUCUUGCAUGCAAUUUAACACCUGAAAUAAGGACACCUCACUUCUGUGGUCGGGAAUGCCACCACACGCCCCUCCGGGGGUUGCCCCUUUAAGGGAAUCUGUCCUCUGCACCAUGUAACCCUCGUCCGGCAGAUAGCGGAGUUUGAGGAGGAGCUGGAGAGACUGCUGGCAGUACAGACAGAGAGAGAGCAGCUGGAUGCAGAAGAAUACUCCCUCCUUUUGGAGCAGGCCGGGUUCCCCACUCACGAGGCACUGCUGUCAGCUACACAGGCAGUUCAGUCAAGUUUGGAGACAGAGCAACAGAGGCUGGCUUCUCUACUGCAGAAACUGAGUGCACCAGACCUCGGCUCAGAGGCAGUGUCAGAGGAGUGGUUGCAGAGCCUGAGAGAGAGACAAAAAGAGUUACUGGAGCAGCGGAGACAGAGGAGGGCGUCCCGUCAGGAGCUGGGGAAGCGACGGAGUGCUGCAUCCCAGAACAGAAUGAGGAUCAUCUCGCAGCUGGCAGAGGAGGCCGCCGUUGGGAAGAGAUCCAAGAGGAGCAAAGAGGACACGUUUGGAAUGAAUGACGACGACUGGAACGUCUAUAGAGCCAUUAGUAGGGACACUGGCGGCUCAGACAGCGAGAGGGAAGACAUUGAGUUGGCCGACAUCAAGAAGGUGCUGGACAAACACGACCCCGGGUACAUGAGGGCCCAGGCUCUGCCGACAGGGGAGGUGGGGGGAGGAGGGAGUGUGGCUUCUCUCUACCAGCUGCCUCUUGGGAUUGAGAGAUUCAGGGCUCCAGAGAUUCUGUUUCAGCCGACGAUGGUAGGAGUGGACCAGUGUGGGAUAUCUGAUACCAUUGAGUAUGUCCUCGGGUCAUAUCCUUCAGACGUACAAAUGAGACUUGUUCAGAAUGUGUACAUCACAGGCGGGACCUCUCUUCUCACCAACUUCUCCGAGCGACUGACGACAGACCUUCGUCGGAUGAGACCGUACCGGUCUCGCUUCUCCGUGGUGAAUGCCAGCCACAAGCUGUUGGACGGGUGGCGAGGUGCCAGUCACUGGGGCCAGGCAGAGGGGAACCGACAGUGGUUCAUUAGUCGCCAUGACUACCAGGAGAGAGGGGCAGAGUAUCUGAAGGAACACUCGGCUUCUAAUCCUUACAUCACUCCACUUGAGUCUAGCUGAACUACAACACUCUGUCUAUCUGUACACCUAAUUCAGUGCCUAUGAAAAAAAUUUGGCUAACUCACUCCCUG
Geodia barretti is the source of this 2421-nucleotide messenger RNA. The record is from the annotation of a GenBank genome assembly. Lineage: Eukaryota; Metazoa; Porifera; Demospongiae; Tetractinellida; Geodiidae.